Molecule: messenger RNA, 5306 nt
Organism: Topomyia yanbarensis
Lineage: Eukaryota; Metazoa; Arthropoda; Insecta; Diptera; Culicidae
Exons: 3
Coding region: 235-5238 (1667 amino acids)
Biological process (GO): protein targeting; protein import
Cellular component (GO): membrane
Molecular function (GO): ATP binding; ABC-type protein transporter activity
Source: RefSeq, a predicted model, not a curated record
ACAUGGGUUAGUCAAUACAUUAAUGACAAGUAAAAAUUGCUUACCUAUCCAUUUGUUAUAUGUAUAUUUUCGGAACAAAAUGUGGCGACUCUCGGUAUAUAUUCUCUAAUUCCUAGUUUAUCUGCAUAGCUACAAACAGUUUAACUGAUUUUGAGUUUCGGUGGUUGAUACCUUAAUUGAGGAUCUGUUUCGUCAGGGCAGCAAACAAACGGAUCGUUUCUCUAAAAAAUCAUAAUGAGGUUUCACAAUGAUAACGACAUUACAUCCGAUGACGAAUGUUCCAACAGUUACGAGGAAGAUAAUGCAUUUAGUUUGGAAAAUACGCAUCAGGUUUCCGAAGAUGAUCAUGAAGAGGAACCUGAAUGGCUAUGCAUAGGCUAUUGUGAAACGUAUGCUGCAAAUGACCUUGAUAAUAUCGACGGCGGAAAUAAUUUUCUGAUUGAUUGUGAAGCAACUGCGUCGGGGUGUGAUAAGUUAGAUUUUGCAGGCAAUGGAUCAGAUACUACAUCCGAUACAGAUGGUAAUCGAUUGAUUGAUGGAGACGAAUCAAUAACUAACCCUCCAUCUGUGGAAUUACUAGUUUCAAAUAUGGUUGACUUUUGCCUAAACGAACCCACCAACUCAACAGAUGAAGACGUACAAAGUCUCGUUGUAGUUCCAACGAAUACUGUAGAAACAGAAGAAAACAGCACACCAAAUGAACGCGAUAAUGAUCCACUCAACUUCAGAGUAUUACAAUCCCCUCCAUGGAAGGACGAGUUCAAGUUAAACCAUAAACCUCUGAAUAGCUUUUUCGCCCCUCGCAAAACAGUAAACAAUGAGCAGAGUGAUCCGGUGGACUUUAACUUUCAACGUCCGAUGUGGAAGGAUGAUGUCCUACAAACACGUGACACAUCUACAUCAGAUCGACCAAAUUCGCAGAUACAAUCACCAACAACAGGAAGUUUAUUAGAGACAGGCAAGUUGUUCAGUCUAGAUAAAAUACAGUAUAUCAAACGCAAAUCAUUUCACAAUGCGAGCGAUGGUGUCCUAUUAUACUCAGGAAAAUUUUGCUCAGGCGAAUCGAAAUUCAAAUUGCACAGUGAAAGCUGUUUGCUAACAUCAAAGAAUCAUUAUGUAGCCAGAGUAUCAAUAGAUCAAGUGAAUGAACUGGAUAAUUCGACCAAUUUUCGCGACGCAAAAAAGAUUUUGUUAAGAAAUCUUAAAAUAGAGAAAGUAUUGCUGGAUGAUCAACUUCAGGAGAGUAAGGUGGCUGAAAAUAUUUUGCAAUCGUGUCUGCAAGAAAUAAGUAACGGAACACUACAAGAGCUUCAGCAUGCAGAAGAUCUCUUUCAAUUACAAACAAUUCUACAAAUUCCGAAAAAUUGUAAUAAUCGGAAUUUAUUGGAAGCAAUCAAUGCCAAUGGAUUUGUUUCUGAUCGACUCAAAUCAGCAAUACUUAUGCAUGUUGAAACGGAAAAAAAAUUGAACGCGAGAAACAAAUUUCUCAGUGCUUUUACUACCAUUUUUAAACGUUCAGAUCCAUCAAAAUUAUUCGACAUUAUCAGAGAUGCAGUAAGAAAAGGUGUAGCAUUCCACAAAAAAAAGCUACUUGAAAUUUGUCCCGCUGUAAUGAAAGCCAGUCUUACAAAACUAAACGACAAACAAAUUAUGUACGUGACCUCGUUUGAUUUGAAGCUGUUUUCCGAUAUGGACAAUGCAUUAGACAACAAUAUGUUCAAAUCUGUUCAACCCGUUUUGUCUACAAGAUUUUUAGAAAAAGUAAGAAGAAUUGACGAGGAUCAUUUACGGGAUGUGAUUCCGACGACAAGUCAAAUUUAUUUCUUCCUUUGUAAAAGUCUAUUCGAAGUUGCAGAGGAGGUAAAACUACUCGCAAAACAAGAUCCUCUUCUGACAUAUAGUCUCAACGAAUGGAAGUUAACUGAUUUAUCGAACUGGAUUCCUCAAUCUACAUUGGAAGUAUGCCUAUCGCAUCAAUUGAAAUUGCUUCUCAAUAUGACCAACCACUUUGAACCUGGAAAACCAACAGUCACCAAACGUUUUAAGUAUGAUUUCAAACUGUUUCAAAAUUUUGAAUCGUCUAUGGAGUUACAGAAAACUAUUAAACAAACUAACAAAGUGUUCAAGAACAUUUGGAUCAAUGAGGAAAGUGUUGCAUGCAUGCCAGAUGAAAUACACGUCUGGAUUUGUCUUCUGGAUCAUACAAUAGUACAUAUGUUUGAAAACGAUCCAGAUAACACAAACGUGUUCAAGUGUCUGUUUACAUUCUACAUGAACUUUGUAUCGUCAGAUGAUUUCAGAAUGGAAUCUUUAGAAUCCCUUCGUAUGAUUACUCACAACACACUUCGGUUUGUUGCCCAGACAGGGCCUUAUGUACACAAAGAAAGCAGUUUGGACAGCGACAUUUUACAGAAACAAGUUAGUUUCAUUAAUUUAGCAAUCCUCGAAAAUAGAAUGACCUUUAGCGAAUUCCGCGAUUUAAUUGAGGUGUUCACUGCUUAUUGGAAACAACGCAAAGAAGUUAUUUCCAGUAUUUCUAACAAGCUACCAGGAGCAUAUUUCAAGGAAGACGUUAAUGAAAUUCAAACACAGCUAUUGCAAUGCGUCAGUGUAGCACUGGAAAAGAAAGUGAAAUCCACUGAACUCAUCAGUUUCUGUCGAGUUUACGAUGAGCUAUUGAUUGAUCUUAAUGAUUUCCAAUUCGAAUGGUUUGUUAGGCUACCAACGUCUGUCAACAUAGAAGUCUUCACGUUGAGUAAAGUAGUCGAGCCUGUAGACAACAAAUGGAAGGACAAUGAAAUGCGAUGCUAUCAAGUCACGAAUUUCAAAAAAUUCACACAAUUAUAUGAGGUAUUGUGUGAUGAUGAGAAGGUGCCAACACAUUAUCUGAUCAAAGUUAUAAAAAUCUUCCUUAAUUUUAUCAACAACCUCACCGUCAAGAACAAAUGGAAUAGUGAAGAAACUCUAACAGAAUCGACUCAGUUAAACUCUGUAGUUCUUCUUAUAGCAUCAAUAAGGAGCUCUCUGAUGUACUUAAAGGAACAACCCGACUAUAUCUGUUUCGAUAGGUUUGUAAAGGAAAGCACAAAACCUUUCUCUACUGUGAUCAACGAAAGUAUAUCAUUUGCGGACUUUAGCAAGAGAGUACUACUGAUAAAAGAAUCCUUUUGGUACAUUCGCAACCUGAACGCAAUAGACAUAGAAACCGCUCUGAAGCUUUGCCAGCAAGAUAAUGAUAACUUCGAUGAAACAUUUCUAAAAGCCGAGUACAAUAGAUAUACACAACAGUUUGAAGAGUAUAUGGGAACACUCGUUGGGUGCUCACGGGAGGAAAAAAUUAAUCAUAUUGUUAGUGAUGUGCAAAAGACAGUGAAACCAAUGUUAACAUCCAAAUGGACAGGCGACUUUAGGCAACAUACACUACCAAGAAUAAUCGCUGGACUAGGAGCUGUGUGGGCCAUCGAAACAUCAAAAGAUGUUGCCAGUACCGGACAAUAUUUGAAGCCUCAUUGCAUUCAAAUUCUCUGCAUUUUAAGAUUAUUGAGUGCAGAUGAUGAUGAGUUAGGCGUCGAAAAACAUCUUGCUCAGGUACUGACUGGUCAAGGCAAAUCGUUGAUCCUAGGAUUAACCGCAGCGGUACUUGCCUUGUUUGGUCAUUCCGUUCAGAUAAUGUGUUAUAGUCGUUAUUUGGCUAGUAGAGAUGCUGAUGAUUUCAAUGGACUGUAUGAACGCUUCUCUGUUGAUAACAUGAUAUCCUACGAUACAUUUGGAGAUGUGGCGCAUGAACAACUUAGUAGAUCCACACGAAAUGCAAGAAACUAUAUUCUUCGGUGUUUGGGACUGUCAAAAAGUAGACCAUCUACUAAGUAUCAACCAAAUGCAGUCGACUUGAGCAAAUCCGUGCUGCUCAUAGAUGAAGUAGACGUGUUUUUCACUGAAAAAUUUUAUGGCAACACGUACAGCCAUGGCGUAUUUCCUAUGAUUCCUGGAUUGGCACUGAUACAAAUCAAAAUUUGGGAUCUUGCUACACAAGGGCAUUGGGAUCCUGGUUUUAUUCGACGCAAGAUAAAGGAAUACGAAAACUAUAUGGAUCAUCCUGAAAUUCAUCAGCUCAAAGAGUUUAUAAAUAGGACGGACACCUAUACACUUCUGAUGCCUUACGGUGAUGAGCUGAUGGAACAAUUAUAUACGAAUAAAAAGCUGUACUUGCACCAUCUGGAUCAAAUGAUUUCAACUGCAAUGGCUGUUUACCGUGGAACAGAAGAUGAUAGUUAUAUAAAUCGUUUUGCAAUGAAUGAGUAUGGAAUGAUAACCAUUAGAACCGAUUUGGGCGAAUAUACAACGGACACCUAUCUUGGUUACUACAACAUAUUCAACUAUUUCAGAUUAAAAUAUACCAAUUACACUCGCACUAUUGGUCGCAUAAACAAUUAUGGUUAUUUGAAUUUGCAAAUUGGUGGAAUAUCCUUCGCUAAACUACCUGAUAAUUUUCCGCUAAUAUUGGGUGUAACUGGUACAUUGACAACUCUCAACAAGUACGAAAAGAAAGCAGUGGAAGAACAUUAUGAGAUCCUUGAAACUUCAGUCAUGCCUUCGUUCUUCGGAUCUUCAAAUCUCAAGUUUGACAAAACGAAAAAUUUUGUGUGUCUACCAACCAAUAUCGAAUGGAUGAACCAAAUCCUCUCAAGGGCGCAUUGUAUGAUUUCAGCAAAACGAUCUGUAAUAGUUUUUUUCGAAAAUGAUUGUAAACUGAACAAGUUUUCUCAAGAGUAUUCUUUCCUGUUCGAUCGCAUCUAUGUGUUAACCGCCAAUACGACAGAUGAUGAUCUGGAACGCCACAUCAACGAUGCUGGUAUAGCAAGGACUAUUACCUUAGCAACUCGUGAUAUGGGACGUGGUGUGGAUUACAAAUCCAGCGUUUCGGUAGAGAGGAACGGAGGAAUUCAUGUAAUUCAGACUUUCUUUUCAUUGGAUGUGAAAGAAGAGACACAAAUCAAAGGCCGAACUGCUAGAAAGGAUAACCGUGGUAGUUAUGAAUUGAUUGUUUGUUUGGCAGAUUUGAAGCAUGUUGGGCUUGUUGAUGAAGAUGACGAAAGCAAUAGCGUCAGCUAUUUAGCAGUGGAAAAGUCUAGAACCAAGUUGGCAAACAAAGCAGGAGCUACGAAAGCGGCAGAUGUUCAACAAGCAGCAGAAGUUCAUAGGAAGACCAUUGACUUUUAUAGAAAUAUUCAGAAUUAAAUGUCUAAAAUAUUCCAAUCUGUUUUGUAUUACUAUAUGGAAAUAAAAUAAAAAAAAAUUAUUCAAUA